UAUGAGCUGCUGUUGGCAGAGAGCUGUGGGAGUUCAACUCAACCGUUGGAAUACAUUGUGUCCGUUUUGGGCGCACCAUCCCAUCAGCGGCGCUAACAAGGAAGGAAUUCCUCUAUCUCGGCUCCCACAACAAAGAAGAAAGGGAGAGGAGGCGAGCCCGUGGGAGGAGAGGGGAGGGGAGAGGAGGAGGACAUUGUUUCCCUGUGACUGUGGGCAACCAAAAAAAGCAUGAGUUAUCAGGACAUGUGUGCGCUCGUGUUUAGAAAGUGUGUUUUUUAUGUGAGCAUGUGUGUGUCGAAGGGAGUAUUGAUGUGUUUGUGUGUGCACAGUCCUUAGUUUGGGGAUGUUGGAUCUGGGAGGCUCACUCAAAAGAUGCUCAAACAAAGGUUUUUUUUUUUUUUUUUUUUUUUCUUCCUAUUUGAAUGCUGAAUGGUGACUGGCUGGAUUCCUUUACUCAUGCUGUCGGUCCCGGCUUUAGGGUAAGUGUAGUUCACGUUAAGCGCCAAAAGUCCCAGUGAGGGAAAUAUUGGCAAGGAGGAUGUUUGUGUUUGGACUUGGCUGCUCAAGUGGAAUUGUGACUGAUGGAUUUUCGGUUCUGAAUGAAAAAAAACAAUUGCAUCGUUCCUGCUAAACCAUCGGAGUGUAUUGAUUUGUGUAAUGUAGCUAAAGGAGAUUCUGCAUGCAUGGCCAAGGGCUCUUACCUCACUUAUUACCCCACUAGCCUGUGGGCUGAAGGAUUAUGGGUAACCUCAUAAGCCGGCCCAGCUGCCUAGGCCAAAAGUCUAAGCACGUGAGGUCAGAUGAAGCCUUUCUGAAGGGGUGUUACCAACGGCGAAAAGUGUCGCAGUCUCCUGAUCAACAUGCACAAGAAAAGACCAAGAAAAGUGGGGAGUACAGAGACCAAGAGGCACAAGAACUGGAUCACAAGCGAGAGGAAGGGGCUCAUACACCCAUUUCUGAAAAGCCUCUCCACAGUUCCCCAGCCUCCACAAUCAGGAGUACCAGUACUUUGGAUAAUGCAUGGCAGAGCACCCCUUCCCCGAUAAAAACAUCCCGUAAUGGCACACUUACAAGGAGGACGGUGCCCCCGGAGUUUGCUAGAUCCCCCUUGACUUAUUCUGACAAGACUGCAGCAGAGAAAAGGGCCAGCUUUCAGAUGAGAGAUUCCAGAGAAGGGAGUCCGUGGUCGUGGAAGACUUUGGCAUCAAGGGAAGUAACAGAAGUGACAGAGGUGACGGAAACUGUUGUAACGGAAAUUGUGGAAGUGACGCAGUAUCCAACGGGCGAUAAGGGAGGGGACCCCAUUGUCACAAGAACUGUGAGAGUCCUGAAUGGAGUUGCUGAGGAACUUGCUGAGUUCCAAAGUGAUGGGCACUCAAGCUCAGACCAAGAUUCAUGUCUGGAAAAAUGGAGGGGCACCAAGGCUCCAUUGGCCCUGAGAGACAUAUCAACAGACACCGAGACAUUCCUCCAAAACCUGGAAGCAUUGCUCACAUGGGUGUGUGAGAUAGAGGAGCUGACAGCAAAUCAAAAACCUCCAUCUUCAGAAGUCAAAGUGGUCAAAGCACAGCUUCAGGAACAACGGCUUCUGCAACGCCUCCUGAAAGACAGAUGGAAAAGUAUAGAUACUAUGUUGUGCGAGGGUCCUCGGCUCGUGGAGGCCCACCCAGGGGAGGAGGGGGAGCAGGCAAAGGUCAAGCUCUCUGCUCUCAAACACAAGUGGGAGUCCUUACACCAAGUGGCAGAGCAAAGGAGGGUCAGUCUGGAGUGCAUUUUACCCAGAGCCCAGCACUUCCAAGAAGGUGCAGACAAUCUGCAGCUGUGGCUCAUAUCUGUGGAGCAGGUCCUCGCUGAACUACGUAACGCAGAGCGAGUGAUGCUGCAUCUCUCAGAAGCCACAGAGAGGGCAAAGGCUGUCGCUGAUGAGAUUCAAGUUAAAACUGCUGAGCUCGGAAAACUUCAGAACGCAGGCCAUGAUCUGAUGGAAGUGAUCUCAGAGGACGAGGGUCACCAGGUGCAAGGGAAGUUAGAUGGCCUCCGUAUCCGAUGCUCUGUACUAAAUCUGAGCAGCCUGGAUGUACUUCAAAGGUUGGAACAAGCCCUGAAGGCCUCCAGCCGCUGUACAUCCAGUCAGGAGGACCUUCACCUGUGGCUAGGCCGCAUUGAGAGGGAGCUCCUGGGUUCAGCCGGGGCUCAGACACAUGCCGGAGAUGCAGUGCUGUGUGUCGCUGAAAGACAGAGGCUGGAACAGGCUUUGGUAAAGGAGGUGACUUGGUUCAAAGACACAGCACUAAGACUUGAAAAGCUGAAAACUGUACAUCUGGAUCCACAGCUCAUAUCGGAUCAACUCAAUGAGCAGAAGAUUUUGGCUGUGGAGAUCCUCCAACACAGGUUUAACAUUGAGAAGAUGGUUAAGAUUUCUGAAAUCUUGCAAACAUAUAGUGAUGAAGGCGAGGCACCCAAUCUGCAGACACCAUUAGAUGCCUUACAGGAGCAAUGCUUCACCACCUCAGCCACUAAUUCCCAUGUGGUUCUACAGCUUGAGCAUGCUCUGUCACUACUUGCCCAGUUUUCAGAGGGCCAUGCUGAGGUGUCACCCUGGUUAGAAGAAACAAAAAGCCUCGUCGGGCAACUCUCACUCAGCACAAUUAGCUAUGAAGCAUUCCGCGAAAAACAAGACCUUUUACAGGGUCUGAGGGAGUCUAUAGCAGAGCAUAGACCCUUGAUCUCACGCCUAUGCUCCUUGGCAAAACGCCUGUCAGAGCUUAAUCCAAUUCAAGGAGAGGGAUUUUGUCAUCUGGCUACGGAUGCUGAGGAGCGACACCAAGAAAUCAGAAACCGUGUCAGGGAGAAUGCCAGUAUUCUCGAAGAGUCCUUACCCAGAUUCACUCAGCUGAACGAGAGAAUGAUUCUCCUCAGAGAAAGGCUUGACCGCCUGCGCAGUCGAAUCCAAACUCCGACAUCGCUUCAAGGUUUGACAGCAAGGAUUCAAGAGCAGCUACAAGACAACAAGCACACAUUGGCCGAACUCUCCAAGUUGGAACUCAGCCUCAGCAAUGUCAAGACACAGACGGAUGACUUGCUGGCUAACACACAGGCAACUGGGGACACGUCCAUUGGCACAGUAAUCCAGGAGCAAGUGACCAGCUUUUCCCAGCUGUUGUCUGAGACACAUACUGAGGUUCAAGAGAAGGAAAAGUGGCUGCUGAAACUGCUGGAUCUUUCCAUGAAGUUUUGGAAUGAUAUUGCCAAUGUCACAUCAGCUUUAAAUGAAGCUCAGCAGGCAGUUUUGGAUCUCAAUACAAGUCAGACGGAUACGGAAACAAUUCGCCAGAGCCUGGAGACCAUGCAGUCUGUCAGAGAGGAUAUUGACACUUUACAAGGAGAUCUAGACACUCUUGGUGUUCUUGGAAUGGACCUGAUGUCAGCAUGCGGGGACACAGACAAACCGGAUGUUACAAAGAGUCUGGAUGAACUUUAUUGUGUGUGGAACAUUUUGAACAAACUGUGGAAUGACUGUCACAAGAAGCUGGAGGUGUCAUUGCAGAUGGCCAUACAUUAUCAAGACACUAUGCAGGGACUUUUUGAGUGGCUGAAAUCUGCAGAGCUGAAAUCAACUGAAGAGUUCAUGGUUGGAACUGACCUGGAAUCAGUCAAAGAGCAGCUUAGGGAUCUUAAGGAAUUCAAACGAGAACUUUACCAGAAGAAGAUUGAAAUAGAAAGCCAAAACCAUCGCUUUGUGUGUCGACUGUCUCCUGGCUCAGAACGUCCAUACUCGGUCUCACCACUUUGCGACUUUCGACUGCGUUGGGACAGUCUAGAGUCUGAGACUGUCAACAGACAGCAUCAAUUAGAAUGUGCGUUACUCGGACUGGGUCAGUUCCAGAACGCACUGGAUGAGGUGCAAUCAUGGCUUGCCGGUACUGCUGAACAACUGCAGGGCAAGCAGCCAAUUAGCAUUGACCUGCAGGCUUGUGAAAUAGAGCUGGCCAAACAUAAGGUUUUGCGAAAUGAUGUCCUUUCUCAUGUUCGCACUGUGAAGUCCCUGAACCAGGCAGGCAAGGAGUUGCUGGAGGUUGGGUCUGGAGACUGUGUGCAUGCUUCACAGUCUCGACUGGAGCAACUCAACGAAAGCUGGGAGUUUGUUCUCUGUGAGACGGAACGUUGUCAGCUGGAAUUAGAAAACAGACUCAGUCAGGUGCAAGAUAUUACAUUGGAGAUUCAGGAACUCCUGCAGUGGCUGGACAACACAGAUAUCCGAUUGUCGUCAUCCAUAACCGUGUGGGGUAUGCCGGAGUCUGCCACUGAGAGACUUAAUGCUCAUGUUGAGUUGUGCAAUGAGAUGGAGUCAAAGUGUCAAAUGUACACAGAUAUGAAAAAUGCCAUCUGCAGAAUGCUUGAAGACAGUAAUGUUGUGCGAGGAUCGAGUACAGAGCACAGCCUGUCAAUCCUGGAACAAAGAUGGACUUCUGUGUACAACAAAGUUCAGGAGCGAAAGGAAAAGCUUACAAAAGGCUUGAUUCUGGCCAAGGAAUUCCACAGGAACGUCAAGGACCUUCUCACUAAGAUGACACAGUGUGAUGAGUCUAUCAGGGUCCUACCGACUCCCAGCUUCGUUCUGGAGACAGUUUGUAAUCAACUGCAGGAUCACAGAACACUGUCUGGUGAGGUAAAUGGUUAUGGUGAGAAGAAAACCACGGUGGAGAAUGCAGGCAGCAGACUUGCAGAACUUAGUAGGAAAGAAGACUGCGAUGUUAUCCAUAACCUCAUCAUGACCGUCCAGGAUCGGUACAAAAAACUACAGCAAUGUAUUUCAGACCGAGGCAAGAUGCUGGACCAGGUCAAGAAGAAUGUCAAACAGUUUGAUAAACUCUGGCAUCUCCUGGUGGAGUGGUUGACAGAAGUAGAAGGGACCUUAGACAUACACAAAGAGAUUGCACCAUCACAUGAGGAGAUUAAACAGCAGCUAAUCGAGCAGAAGGAGUUCCAGAAACUCCUGAGAUCCAAAAGACCCAUGUAUGAGGCCGCGCUGAAAAGUGGCCGCAACCUUCAUGAAAGCGCUCAGAGCAGCCAUGACAAACAGCACCUGAAAAACCUGAUGUCUGAACUCAAAGACACCUGGGACACUGUCAGUGGAAAGUCUAUGGAGAGACAACAUAAACUGGAGGAAGCCUUGCUGUUCUCGGGGAGAUUCACUGAUGCUCUACAGGCACUAAAUGACUGGUUGUAUAGAGCUGAGCCCCACUUGGCUGAGGAUGUCCCUGUCAGUGGAGACAAAGACACAGUCAACAAUCUGAUAGACACACACAAGGUAUUCCAAAAGGAGUUGGGGAAGCGAGCCGGGUGCAUCAAGACCCUUAAGCGCUCAGUCAGGGAUUUGACCAGGUGCAGCACAGCUGAUGCACACUGGCUGCAGGAGCAGAUGAAUGAACUGGAGAGCCGCUGGGAGGUGGUUUGCAAACUAUCAGUCAGCAAGCAGGACAGACUGGAGAUUGCACUUGAGCAGGCUGAGAAAUUUGAUGGCCUUGUCCACACUUUCAUGGCACACCUCACUGAGGCAGAGAGGACAUUAAAAUACGGGGUCAUACCGGAUGAGGAAAAGGGUCUGCUUACCUUCCGCAAACAACAUGAGGAGUCAAUGGUUACUUUGCAGGCUCGGGCAGUGGAAUUGGAGAACAUCCGACGUCUAGGUGACGAGAUUCUCUCAUCCUGUCACCCAGACUCUGUUAUUACCCUUAAGUCUUGGAUGGGUGUCGCCAAAACCCGCUAUGAGGAGGUUCUGACAUGGGCCCAGCAGCAGGACCUAAAGAUCCAGACCUGUUUAGCAUCACUGGAGGCAGAGAGAGAGGAAGUCCAGAGGCUGUUGGAGUGGAUCUUCUCAGCACAAGAAGCUGUCAACAUCAGAGAUGAAGAGCCUUUGCCUGAAAACACAGAACAGAACCAAGAACUGAUUGAGCAACACGCUGAAUUCAUGGAGGAGUUAAAUAUAAAGUUCCCAGAGGUUGAAAAUGCAACAAAGUCCUGCAAACAUAAAAUUGUUUCUAAACAGCAGAUUUCUCCCAACAAACGGCCUUUCAUAAAGAGAAGGAGCAUAAUGAAGCUGCAGCCUGCGGCACCAAUCCCCCUGGAGCACCUUGACCCCCAGACACCGCAGCUCAGUCACCUGGUCAGUCAGUGGCAAAAACUUUGGUUCCUGGCUCUGGCGAGACAAAAAUAUUUGGAACAAAACCAGCAAUCACUCAAAGAGAUCGAAGAAUUUGCCAACUUUGACUUCAAUAUUUGGCGAAAACGCUACAUUCAGUGGAUCAGUCAUUUGAAGUCUCGGAUCUUGGACGUGUUCCGCAACAUUGACAGGGAUCAAGAUGGACGCAUCAGUCAGAAAGAACUCAUCGACUAUGUUCUUGCUUCAAAAUUCCCCACCAACUCUUUAGAGAUGAAUGCAGUGGCAAACAUCAUUGACAUCAAUAGUGACGGCUUCAUUGACUACUAUGAGUUUGUGAGUGCGCUGCACCCGAGCAGAGAUCCCUACAGGAAAACUCUGGAUGCGGAUCAAAUCAAUGAAGAGGUGAGCCGUCAAGUGUCUCAGUGUAACUGCCCUAGGAGGUUCCAAGUGGAGCAGAUCAGUGCCAAUAGAUACAGGUUCGGAGAUUCCCAACAGCUGCGGAUGGUUCGAAUCUUGCGGAGCACACUGAUGGUCAGAGUAGGAGGAGGUUGGACUGCUCUAGAUGAGUUCUUGGUGAAGAAUGAUCCCUGCAGAGUAAAAAGUCGGACCAACCUGAAGAUCAAGGAGAAAUACUUAUCUCCAACAAACAGCGCCUCUAAAGGAUUGACUGUCAGCAGGUCUAACUCAAGCCUCAGUCUCUACAGCAGUGCCUCUGCCCCCACCAGCCCCAUGACACGCAAGGCUUUACUCCGCCGAAGCCUCUCAGGUGACCGCUGCAUUCGUCCGAGAAGUUCCAUCGCUGCGCUGGGAUCUGAACUCCUGUUUGUUACGACCGAGGGAGACGACACGUUAUCGCCAUCAGAAGAGGCCGAGAAGCUGCUACCCACAUGAUGGCCUUUGCCUCCGAGGUCUUUGUGUCUUCUAAACCUAAACAGCCCCACGGCCCUGAGACACGGUGAUAAGUAGAAGUACAGUGAUUGAGAGGCCAAAAAAAAAUAAAGCAAAAAAACAAAAGCAGAUCCUGAAAAGCAAGUACUGUUGGGAGUUCAGGAUGCAGAAACAUUUGCACCUUUUGUGAUGUCCAUGUGAAAAUACCGACAUGAGAACUGUCCCUCCUGGUGUGAGUCAUAAUAUUUUGUAUUACCUGUUUCAAUUCACACAGACUUUCAUUGCAUUGAAAAUCGUUUUUUUAUGAAUAAAAAUUUACUGCAUGCUAGCCUGAACCUUGUAAUAUCAUAACGUGCCAACAUCCGUGCACAUAAUGUGUUUCGAAAACACAAUUACCCAAACAUAUUAUGAUACCAGCUGCAUACACUAUGUUCAACUGUGGGAUGUUUUUUGUCAUUUUCCAUAAGCAUGAUGUUGUUGUCAGCGGGCCACACUUUUGUGUCUUUUACUCUUUCUGAUGCUUUUAAGUAAUUGAUCUUAUUUUUUUAUUUUGUUUACAGUCCUGCAAUGUUAGGAUAUUUUAAACACCGAAGAUUGUCUACUGAACAACGCACUGAUUUUUGACAGGUUGUAGAGAUUAUUUUCUCAGGAUUGGUUUUGCAUUUGGAUGUAUUUUUUUAUAUGCUGUGGAAUAUAAACCGUAUACAUUUUCAUUUUUACUCUAGCAAGGUCUUCUUUAGCACUUUUUUUUUCCCAUUUAAAAAGCACUUUCUGUGUCAGAGAAAGACAUUUGACAGUUGUGAAGUACAUGUCGAAAUGCCAAACUGUAAUUCUGUGUACAUAGUUCAUGAAUUUAUACUCAACCACUGCAUAUUUUUCUUUUUCAUAUUCAGUAUCUUGUACCAAAAGUCUCUGUCUUCCAUGCUUUUUUCUAUCUUUCCUUUUACGUUUCUUUGUUUCCAAUAAUUUAGCUUUAGUGCUCUCGUUUGAAUGUGUUAAACAUGUGAGACCACUCUAGCCUGACAUAGUGAGGAUUGCAAAUUGAUAUUCAGCCAAAUUCUUAACUUUUCAAGGCAGCAAACACACUAAAUAUUUGGCUUUUUUCUUUUACUACAGUUUGGACCUGAUCUACAAAGAUCCAAAUAAGACAAGCUGAAUAGCAUGUGGAAACUAUAACAUUGUGUGUACUAUUAGUGGUACACGCAACUUGGUAUAAGUGCAAAAGCGGCGCAGCCUGCCCGAUUUAAAUGAGCUGUUUGCGUGUACAGUGUACGGCGUGGCCGUGCGCAACCUGAGGGUCCCUGGUUCAAUCCCCACAUAGUACCAACCUCGUCACGUCCGUUGUGUCCUGAGCAAGACACUUCACCCUUGCUCCUGAUGGGUGCUGGUUAGUGCCUUGCAUGGCAGCUCCCUCCAUCAGUGUGUGAAUGUGUGUGUGAAUGGGUAAAUGUGGAAGUAGUGUCAAAGCGCUUUGAGUACCUUGAAGGUAGAAAAGCGCUAUACAAGUACAACCAAUUUAUCAUUUAUUAUAGGCUGUUACCAUGGAUACACUCAUUUCCCUUCAUAUUUAUGGAAACAUAUGCUCCAACCAGUAGUGUUUAUCGUCUUGUUGUUGACAUGCAGCACACACAUCUUUAUACCACCUAUUAUGGGCUAUAUGGAAGCACAACCUAGACAAUAUAACCUAUUUUUAGUGCGCUGAAGGUGCACUCUGGAAGGUGCUGUGUUGUUGUGAAGGUGCAACUGGAAUGAUCCAGAUCCAAGACCAUGCCUAUUGCAAGAUGUGUUGUUUUUAUAGGCGAUAUGUCACGAUAAUGUAUCCCCAAUACUGAAAACAACACUACUAAAACAGAUCAAUUACAAACUGUACAUUAGUUUUAAUCAGCAUUCAGCAGCUAUCCAUCCAUCCAUCCAUCUUCUUGGGGCGGCAUAGCUCGGUUGGUAGAGCGGCCGUGCCAGCAACUUGAGGGUUGCAGGUUCGAUUCCCGCUUCCGUCAUCCUAUUCACUGCCGUUGUGUCCUUGGGCAAGACACUUUACCCACCUGCUCCCAGUGCCACCCACACUGCUUUAAAUGUAACUUAGAUAUUGGGUUUCACUAUGUAAAAGCGCUUUGAGUCACUAGAGAAAAGCGCUAUAUAAAUAUAAUUCACUUCACUUCACUUCUUCCGCUUAUCCGAGGUCGGGUCGCGGGGGAAGCAGCCUAAGCAGGGAAGCCCAGACUUCCCUCUCCCAGUCACUUCGUCUAGCUCUUCCCGGGGGAUCCCGAGGCGUUCCCAGGCCAGCCGGGAGACAUAGUCUUCCCAACGUGUCCUGAGUCUUCCCCGUGGCCUCCUACCGGUUGGACGUGCCCUAAACACCUCCCUAGGGAGGCGUUCGGGUGGCAUCCUGACCAGAUGCCCAAACCACCUCAUCUGGCUCCUCUCGAUGCGGAGGACCAGCGGCUUUACUUUGAGUUCCUCCCGGUUGGCAGAGCUUCUCACCCUAUCUCUGAGGUAGAGCCCCGCCACCCGGCGGAAGAAACUCAUUUUGGCCGCUUGUACCCGUGAUCUUAUCCUUUCGGUCAUGACCCAAAGCUCAUGACCAUAAGUGAGGAUGGGAACGUAGAUCGACCGGUAAAUUGAGAGCUUUGCCUUCCGGCUCAGCUCCUUCUUCACCACAACGGAUCGGUACAACGUCCGCAUUACUGAAGACGCCGCACCGAUCCGCCUGUCGAUCUCACGAUCCACUCUUCCCCCACUCGUGAACAAGACUCCUAGGUACUUGAACUCCUCCACUAUAUAAUGAUAUUUUUGAAUCGGGGAUAUGUCAUUAUUUUUUAUUUAUUGUAGUGCAAAUAUGUUGACACACAUGUUUGAUGGAGGAUUAUUUGUCCAUCGCCUUUCCCGCGCAUCUAAUGGGCUGUUUGUGCGUAACUGUGCCGCUUUGCACGUUUUCAAACAUGUUGAAUUAAAAUACAAAACAGCGGACACAGAGCAGUCUUAGACUUGAUAAAUCACAUUGCAAGUGCCAGAUAGUCAUAUAUGUGCAUCGCCUUCCUCUGGUAUUGUGGGCCUUAUAAUAAUCAGCAUACAUUCUUCAUAUACACAAGGACAAACACGCCAAUUUGGAUGGUGCUCUCUAAUUUGUUCAUUUAAGGGAAUUAGUCCUCCGCACACAAGCUUGGUAGAUGAACAUUGUGUGCGCUAUCAGGUUUGUGCAUGUUUUAUUACACACAAACCUUUGGCAAAUCAGGCUCUAAAUUUACAUUAUGUUUAUCACCUACUUUGAGAUUGUCCUUAAUUUGUUCAUUAUAUCAUUAUGUGGUUAACAAAAGAACCCCCAACAUUGUAACUUCUACUAUGCACCCCAACCUUUCUCUACUGUCACUAAUCAUUCUAUGUCUACCUGUACAAGUGAACACAUGUUUUGCUAUGAAAUAAACAUAUUUGUUGUGA
Messenger RNA from Nerophis ophidion (straightnose pipefish), 10486 nucleotides. It is a transcript of the gene macf1b, whose product is annotated as microtubule actin crosslinking factor 1b. The record is from RefSeq and is a predicted model, not a curated record. Gene Ontology annotation, cellular component: membrane; intermediate filament; cytoplasm. Gene Ontology annotation, biological process: intermediate filament cytoskeleton organization; hemidesmosome assembly; wound healing. The transcript has 40 exons. Lineage: Eukaryota; Metazoa; Chordata; Actinopteri; Syngnathiformes; Syngnathidae. Gene Ontology annotation, molecular function: structural molecule activity; calcium ion binding; microtubule binding. Bases 740 to 7054 code for a protein of 2104 amino acids.